Messenger RNA from Arabis nemorensis, 744 nucleotides. Lineage: Eukaryota; Viridiplantae; Streptophyta; Magnoliopsida; Brassicales; Brassicaceae. The record is from the annotation of a GenBank genome assembly.
AUGAUCAGACAUUUGAAUCUGAUCAUCGAAAAAUACGAGCGUCGGUCUCGGGGGCUUUUAAAGAAGCUCGAGGAUUAUCCGAGCGUGAAGAAAGAGGCUAAGAAGGUUCCCGGUCUCGAGAAGAGGCUCACCACGCAGACCGCUGCGAUGGAUGAUCUGUCCAAAAAGGUAGACGAAGCAAGACAGGGAGCGAAAUACGCCGAGGAGGAGCUCGAGAGGAUAAAGACGGAAAAAGAGUCUCUGCAAUCUUUUCACGAUCAAGAGACAGUUUGUCUGCGGUCUUCUCGAAGGCACGAGGUCACUCAGAUCAUCGCGAAGUGCGAUGCUAAGCUUUUGAGGAUUAAAAAGUCGAUCUCUGACAACGAGGAGGCGAACAGGCUUAGCACGCUGAUGAACCAAGCAAUGGCUAUUAAGGAUUACCUUGCUAGUUUUAAGAAGGUUGGAGCCGAUGUCUCGGACGACUGGUUCAAAGAGCUCGAUGAGAACUUUAGCAGGUUCGAGAAGGAUUUCGAUGCUCCGGACGUCGAGGAAGUUACUGAUGGGCGAGACCGCGCCGCUUCUGUGAACCUUCCUUGGACUGAGACCGUUGCUCCCUUUGAUCAAUAUGGGACUUUAAUGAGCGCGGAGCAGCAAGAGCAAGAUCGGCUUCUGAUUGAGGGUGGCUUGGAAGCGGAUGAUGCGGUCACUGGCGAGGAGCUCACUCCCCUUGACGGGCUUCCUGUCAUUCCGACUGCUCAGUCUUGA